CAACACUACUUCCUGGUUGAAUUAUGCGCUGAUUGGCUGGUCGGAGAACUCCGUAGUUUCGCGGAAAAGCGCGAUGUUCAAAAUUUGUUUCCUGUUAUCGGGACAUUGUUUUUAUCUCAGGCAUGGAGCGACGAAACAGCAUGGCAAGGACUCCUCUCAGCAGUGUUGUGGCCCCGAGGAGGAGCAGGAGUAAGAGUUACCGGCGGUCGUACCACAGCUGUCUUGGAGCUGCCUCAUACCUCAGCCUCACCUCAGGUUUGACCGCACGCAGGCUCACCACCAGCAGAAGAGCUCCAAAGUCUCACAGUAUCACUGAGAAGGUGAGCCCCGAGCAGCUGGCCUUACUGGUGAAAAAGGAGUGGCAGCUGUCGUACGUCACCCCACUCCACCAGUUCAGACACAAGCAGCUGAAGAGCUACUCCAGGCAGCUGCAGGCAUUUAUUGUAGCAGAGCGUCAGCAGGGCUUGGCGGUGGGUAUGGAGGGAGCAGACAGCAGCUUCAGAGUCUCCUUCUCUGUGCUGCAGGGGAUGGUGGAGACAGAUGAUGAUGCAGAGUCUGUCUUCGUACAGAUCCAUUCAAAGCCUGUGUUUGCCGGGCAGGAGAAGCCCAUGAGGUCUGUGUGGAGCGGCUGGCUGGCCUGCAUCAGCGGCAGCCCCGACUACCUGCGCUCGCUCCCAGAGGACUUUGUCUGCCUGCCGUUGUUUUGCAGCAGUGGGGCCGAGUGGCUCACCUCACUGGUCAAGUCCUGGUUCCAAAGGAUGUUCGACUGCUGCUUUGGCCCCUUGGAAAUCAAUACCACAAACCUUGAGUGGCUGGUGGCUUUAUGGACAAACUGCCACUCCGAGUUCAACAUCCAGCACCUCAAGCUGAUGUGGACUUUGCCGGUCGUGCCACCGCUGGAGGUCACCUACACUCUUCACCCGCAAGACGCCUGGGAGCUGUGGAGGAGCAUCAGGGAGGACGUCCAGGACGAGGAAAAGACUGAGGGUGGCAGGGACACAAUGGCGAAGGACGGGGGGAGUAUUUGCAUCGAGGAGGUGAUGAGGUUCAUGCAGGCGCUGAAGUGCCACUUCUACAGACACUUCAGGGUGGAUCUGUCGACUGGAAGGCUGGACCAGGUCUCCACCGCGCUGGGGUCAGCCAAGCACAACGGCAAAAUCAAGAUCUCAAACAGCAGUUACAUGAUCACCACCCUCAUGCUGCUGACGGAGUGUGCCCUUCUCAAAAUGCCCAUCUGAAUAAGAAAGAUCUUUCAUCAACAGGAAAAGCAAUACUGCGGUUGCAUCAUUCAUUUGAAGAAACAGCUGUUUUCUCAUAUCUUUAUCAUUUUAACAGAAGCAUGACCAGCAGGUAUUAUUUUGACUUUUUGACAUUUAUAUUCCCCUAUAAUAGCACCUUUUUUGUUUCAUAGGAAAUAAAUCUUGUGGCCACAAUUAUGAUUGACAGUACCAGGAACACCCCUUUUAUUCAUGUUGAAUCACACUGUCUACUUUGCCAUAUUAAAAUGCCAGUGAAGUGUCAGUGAGGAAAUUUGGAGUUCAUCUAGUGUCAAAAUUCAAAUGAGAAAUUUUUUAUGAACUUGAUUUUUUUUUUUUUUUUUUGUUAACUUCAUGUUGCGCUGUACUGAUAUUGUUAAUUUUGCUGUAUCCUUGUUUGUCUUUUGGCCACUGUUUGAAGGUGCCAGCAAUGUUUGUAUGGAGCACAUUGUAAUAUAUUGAGAUACUACUGUUUUGGAGUAAUAAAGGCAUAUCAGAGAACACAUUA
Molecule: messenger RNA, 1764 nt
Organism: Myripristis murdjan (pinecone soldierfish)
Lineage: Eukaryota; Metazoa; Chordata; Actinopteri; Holocentriformes; Holocentridae
Product: centromere protein L-like
Exons: 5
Coding region: 123-1238 (371 amino acids)
Source: RefSeq, a predicted model, not a curated record